GAUGCUUACACAGGAAAAUUGAUAAAAUUUAAAAAAUUGUCAUUUCUACCAACAAAAACAAGUGUGUGUUAUUCGAAGAAACCAGAAAGAAAAACAAAGUUGAUAAUGAAUCAAUUAUAUCCUCAAUUAUUGCUGUUUGUCAUAUUAAUGUUCCAAAUUGGUGAUUGUUUUGUCAUCAAUAAUAAUCGAGGUAAAUCCUUUGAUCAAGAAUCCAUGAAACGAAAUGAUACAAUCAAUAAUAAUCGUCAUAAUGAUGAUUUGGAUCUAAUUAAAGAUUUCGAUAAUGAAUUUACUUUGGAUUCGAAUGAUGGCCAUAAUAAAUUUACCAAUGCCAAUGAUUUAAUCGUAUUGAUUGCUAAACCAUUUCAAUUAUCAUCAUCAUCAUCGAUGGAUAAAAAAUCCAAAAUAAUGAUGCCAAUAAUUAUCGAAGCUACACGUGAUUUAAAUAAUAAAAAUCAAAUUAAAUGGAAUGUUGUUAAUAAUAAUUAUCCGAGAUAUUAUUAUAAUCAUCAAAGUAAUCAAAAUAAUAAUAAUAAUCAACGUCAAUCAUCCUCAUCAUCGUUGAAUAAUAAUCAAAAUCAUAAUAAUGAAUUAAUACCACCAUUAUCAACAAGACGUGGUCGAUUUUGGUCACCACAACAAGCCAAAUUGGCUAAAUUUAAAUUUCUUAAUUUUCGUAAACGCUUUUUUCCCAUAUAGAUUGAUUUUUGUUGUUGUUGAUGUUUUUGUUUGUCCAAUGCGUACUUUAUUUAUUUAUAAAUCUUGAAUUAAAUUAUAGAUUCUUCUUAUUUCAUUUGUAUAAUUUAUCUACGAACGGUUCAUUCGAACAAAAUAAAGACAAACAAGUCACAUCCAUUA
Dermatophagoides pteronyssinus (European house dust mite) is the source of this 858-nucleotide messenger RNA. RefSeq lists its product as uncharacterized. Lineage: Eukaryota; Metazoa; Arthropoda; Arachnida; Sarcoptiformes; Pyroglyphidae. The record is from RefSeq and is a predicted model, not a curated record.